Triticum aestivum (bread wheat) is the source of this 2974-nucleotide messenger RNA. Its product is annotated as protein trichome birefringence-like 19. The transcript is spliced from 3 exons. The coding region runs from base 1546 to 2793 and encodes 415 amino acids. Lineage: Eukaryota; Viridiplantae; Streptophyta; Magnoliopsida; Poales; Poaceae. The record is from RefSeq and is a predicted model, not a curated record. Gene Ontology annotation, cellular component: Golgi apparatus. Gene Ontology annotation, molecular function: O-acetyltransferase activity.
GAGCGCAGCCUCGGUCAAUCCCUCCCUCCCCCGCGCCGCUCGCGCGUCUUCGUGCCCGCCAGCCACGCCGGCGAAACCCGCCGCGCUGCGCGAGCCACUUAUUCCCCUCCUCUCCUCCCUCUUCUUCUGUUCCUCUCCUGUCGGGGAAAAAGGGGCAGCGCCCUGGUUGGCUACUCCGGCCACGGGCGCCGGCGGCGAGGGCCACCGCGCCGCGCCGCGCUGUGCUCUCCUUUUCCCUUCCCCUUCUCUCACCCAUCCACCACAACCUCCUUCGUGCAGAGAUAGAGAGACGCGAGAGGCCCGGCGCCAUCAGACGCAGCGCCCCCGCUGAUCCCUUUGCCGGCGUGCGUGAGCACCACGAGGGUGAACGCGCCACCGUCAAACGGCUUCGUGGUGAUGCCCUUUGCCCCGUCUGGGGUAGUUCUUCGUCCCCGCACCUCGGCUUGCCGAUGCAUGUGGGGAUCGAGAGGAAUAGGCGCGGCCUUGCGGCGACGCACUUUGCCGGCGAGGCCCGAGGCCCUUCUCCGGUGAAACUUUGCCCUAUCUAGGGUUCUUGGGGGAGGGAUUUCUUUAUGUGAUUUCGUUUCAACCGAAAAAGUCUAACCCGAUUUGGCUGAUACCAUUGAUAGAUUGCUUUGGAUCAGAUAGGUUAGAUUCUCCGAUAGACCUACCUUCUGCAUGUCCAGACGAGCUCGAUCCAACGCCGACCAUGUUGAUGUGGUGACGGCGGUGUCGUGGACAGAGAGUGGAUGACAACGGUGGUGGAGCUUCCCGUGAGCACCGCGCUAACCCUAGAUCGGUAGGGAAUAUCGGUGGGGUUUGUGGCAGCGGUGAACCUCGUGACUCGUGCCCUGGACCCCACCUCUGUUAAUAUAGCGCGGGUCACAGGGGGCCACCAACCAUGGUUUGGUUGGGCGCCCCCGAUCAGGACGCGAUGCAAGGGUCCGUUCGACCCGUUGGGUUCGAACGGGGAAGAAAUCAACCUAACAACUUCAUCAUAAGGCGGCGAGUACAUGUCUGCAUAUCUGCAUGUCGCAAGCCAAUUGGGAAAGAUGGCCUCAGAAUGUUUAUCAGUUUGUGAAGAACCAGGAGUCGAACCUGUUUGGAUCAUCACAGGUAGUUCAAUCCUGAGAUCGGUAUCUUCUGCAACAAAGACUAUCUUCUGUCAUGGACUCUUCUUGAGGCUAUGGCUGGUGAGGUUUGGUUGGGCUGUGGGCUGGCUGUGGUGGGAGACCACUGUAAUUUGAGUGAAUCGUUUGUUUGAGUGCUACUUUGACGUAUCAUACCACGAAUGAUUCGGCGUAUAGAGGCUGAUUAGUACAGUAGCGCAUGUGCGCAGCCCACUGUUGCAGUUUUAUAUUGGCAUAGAGAAGAGAAGAAAACAAUUAGUGAGCCAAUCAUCCUCUAUCAAGGACGAUGGAUCAAGAUAGCUGCUGACCACACCGGCCGGCACCAGUGAAGUGAUUGCCUCGCCAUUCUCAUGCAUGAUCAUCAUCAUAUAUGGCUGGCUAAUGCGCACAAUCGAACUCAAAUGCACACCGGACCAUGAGGGCCCUUCUUCACAUGUGCAAUCCCCAUGUCCAUGUGAGCAGCAGCAGAUGCUUCGUCCCCGUCGUGUCCCUCAUGCUCCUCGCUGCUCUUCUCGCGGCUUCCAACCUGCUGUGCACCACCUUCCCACACCCAUGGCGCGUGUUUUCUUCUCACCUUCACACAGGAUCACGACCUGGCGAGGGCGGGGGCUGCGACAUCUUCAGGGGCGACUGGGUGCCCGACCCGGACGCGCCCUACUACACCAACGACACCUGCUCGGUCAUCCACGAGCACUACGACUGCAUGAGGUUCGGCAAGCCCGACCUCGGCUUCGUCAACUGGCGGUGGCGCCCCGACGGCGACGGCUGCGACCUGCCCCGCUUCGACCCGGCCCGCUUCCUCGCCCUGAUGAGGGGCAAGACCAUCGCCUUCGUCGGGGACUCCCUCGCCAGGAACCACAAGGACUCCCUCAUCUGCCUCCUCACCAGAGUCGCGGAGCCUACGACGAGCUGGCCGAGCAGCAAGCACACGGUGUACCACUACGGCGAGUACAACUUCACCGUGGCCAGCUUCUGGGCGCCGUACCUGGUCCGGCACGAGCAGAUCGACGACGACGGGCCGGCGCACACGGGCCUCUGGAACCUCCACCUCGACGAGGCGGAGGACGUGUGGGCGGCGCGCAUCCCGGAGCUCGACUACGUCGUCGUGUCGGCGUCGAGCUGGUUCUACCGCCCGUCCAUACUGUACGAGGCCGGCCGGCUCGUCGGCUGCCACUACUGCCAGCUGCCCAACGUCACGGACCUCACGCCGCGGUACGCGCUGCGCAUGGCCACGCGGGCCGCGCUGGGGGCGCUGUCCGGCGCCGACGGCCGGUUCCGCGGCACUGCGCUGCUGCGCACCGUGGACCCAUCGCAGUACGAGGGCGGGCAGUGGAACAGCGAGAACGGUAACUGCGUGCGGACGGCGCCGUCCCGGCGCGGCGAGAAGAGGGUCGAGGGCUUCGAGCGCGACUUCCGCGAGCUGCAGCUGGAGGAAUUCGCGGCGGCGGCGGAGAGGGCAGCGGCGGGCGUCAAGGUGAAGAUGAUGCUGAUGGACACGACGGAGGCGAUGAUACUGCGCGCGGACGCGCACCCCAGCAAGUACCGCGGCUGGACGCCGGAGAAGCACUUCACCCUGUACAACGACUGCGUGCACUGGUGCCUGCCGGGGGCCAUCGACACCUGGAACGAUAUGCUGCUCCAUAUGCUCAACUCUACUGCAUAAAAUAACAUGAGUGAUCGAUCGAUAAUAAAUAUAUAGUGUACUUCAGUUGGAUUAUAAAUCAGCAAGCAAUAUAUAGCAAAUACUGCCCUGCUAUAUGUAGAACCCAUUUGACUAUCGAAAAAAAAUGUAAAACCCAUUUGUACAGCUACUUGUAAAAUGGCUGCCGUAUGUCAAGAGUGCA